AUGCCUCAAUUUCUUCCACUUCUCGCGCUCUUAAUCCUCCCCCUCUUCGGAACCACAGUCUCUGGCACCGGCAUCGCCAUCUACUGGGGCCAGAACGGCAAUGAAGGCAACCUCACACAAACAUGUGCCACCGGAAAAUUCCCCUAUGUCAAUAUAGCCUUCCUCAACAAAUUUGGCAGUGGCCAAACCCCAGAACUCAAUCUUGCAGGCCACUGCAACCCUGCCAGCAACACGUGCACAUCCCUAAGCGAGUCGAUACGCUAUUGUCAGCAAAAAGGCAUCAAGCUGAUGCUAGCUAUUGGCGGCGGUAUUGGAAACUACUCUUUAGCUUCCAAGGCCGACGCAAAAAUUGUCGCCAAAUAUCUAUGGAACACUUUCUUAGGCGGAAAGUCGAACUUGAGACCUCUGGGUGACGCCAGUCUGGACGGUAUCGACUUCGAUAUCGAACUCGGCUCGGUAAAUUAUUACGAAGAUCUCGUAAAAUAUUUAGUUGCUUAUGGUAAGAAAGGCAGAAAAGUGUACAUAACAGGUGCACCACAAUGUCCAUAUCCUGAUGCACAUCUUGGAAAGGCAAUUAGUACAGGAUUAUUCGAUUAUAUUUGGGUACAAUUUUACAAUAAUCCUCCUUGUCAGUAUACUUCUGGAAGUACUGACAAUAUUUUAAAUUCAUGGGCCAAAUGGACCACCACUGUGAAGGCUGGAAAAAUAUUCUUGGGCCUGCCUGCAGCAGCCAAGGCUGCCGGAAGCGGGUUUAUUCCGGCGGAUGUGCUGAGUUCUCAGAUUUUACCGGUGAUCAAGAAGUCGCCUAAGUAUGGUGGUGUAAUGUUGUGGUCUAAAUAUUGGGAUGAUCAGAGUGGAUAUAGUGACUCAAUUUUGAGUAGUCUGUGAGAAUUUGUAUUACUAUAAGCUAAGCUGAAUUUGCAAUGUCGAAUUCAUGAAAUCUCGGGAUGACUGAGAAUCGAAAUAAUUAAUAGAGGUGUACUCUUUACCUUUUCUAAAUUCAUCGAUAAACGAUAUUUUUCACGAA
Messenger RNA from Daucus carota subsp. sativus, 1027 nucleotides. RefSeq names its product hevamine-A. NCBI's taxonomy places the organism in Eukaryota, Viridiplantae, Streptophyta, Magnoliopsida, Apiales, Apiaceae. Gene Ontology annotation, molecular function: chitinase activity. The transcript has a single exon. The coding region runs from base 1 to 888 and encodes 295 amino acids. Gene Ontology annotation, cellular component: extracellular region. The record is from RefSeq and is a predicted model, not a curated record. Gene Ontology annotation, biological process: carbohydrate metabolic process.